UGUUGCUGUACUCAUGGCUAUUCAGUGGGCUAGGCAGCCUGGACUGGACGUGGCAUUAAUAAUUUGGAUGAUUGGACUCUGGCCUGUUGUGAUUUGUGAAGGAGUCAUCUGUAAUAAUACAGAAGUAAUUGAAAAAGGAUGGAUCAAAUGGCCAGAGAAUCCAAUCGAAGGAAGCAUAAUGAUGUACUUCUGUCCGGAUGGAUUCCGACCCUUUCCUGUCAGCUGGAGGUACUGUGGCAGGAAUGGUAAAUGGAGUUGGCUGCGGAAUGUUUAUGGUGAAAGAGCAGAAAAGGCUUCGUGCACAGGAAUACUUUGCCCUGUUCCUUUAUUAAAAUUUGGAAUGUACAGUCCUCCUCAAGAUAACUACGCGGUUAAUGACACCGUCAAUUUUCGUUGCUUUGAUGGAUUCCAGCUGACCGGUUCAGCUUCAAGGACCUGCUUGCCAAAUGGUCAAUGGAGUGGCAAAGUGCCCAGAUGCAGCAGUUUAAAAACAUUCUGCCCCAACCCUGGAACGCCCUUUGGUUCAAGAAGAAUCGGCAACAAUUUUGAUGUCUUUUCAAUUGUAGAGUAUGACUGUGGUGACUACAUUUUACGAGGUUCAUCAAAACGCAAAUGCUUGGAAUCGGGCCAGUGGUCUGGAGUGGAGCCUCGAUGUGAAAGCAAAAAUGCUUUCGAUAAUGUGAAGGACCUGGCGAGAGAACUGGAUGUCUUAGAGUCAACGAUACGCAGAGCUGCGUUUAGUUCUGAAAAGGAACACAUAAGUGGGUUCGAUAUCUACUUUGUCCUCGAAGUUUCAGGAAGACUUGGCAGUGAAAACUUCAUCAGGACUUUUGACUUUGUCACAACUUUCAUCGAGAAGAUGUCGGGUGCUAACGUUAAGGUCCGCUUUGAAUGUAUUGCAUUCGGAUAUCUUUCUCAUAAAAUCAUAAACAUCAGUGAAAGCCUUACCGCGGAGAGGAUGAUAGAAAGGCUUAAAGGCCUUCAGUACAGGGAGUUUUAUGAAUACAGAGGAAGAAGAUUGGGGUUUGCCCUCGAAUACGUUCACAAAGACAUUAAUGAAACUUUGAACCUUCAUAAAAGGCAAGCUGUGCCGAAACAAGUUAUUAUCAUCAUUACCACUGGGCGUUACAAUGGAGUACCAUCACCUUUUGCUGUCAUAGAUGAAAUUUCAGCUCUCCUCUCGCACUUGCCAAAUAUUCUCGAUAUCUAUGCCAUUGGAAUUGGGGAAAUAGAUAAAAAUUACCUGGAAAGUUUGAUACCAAUGAAGGAGACACCAGCACACGAUCAGCGAUAUGCCUUCUAUUUUCCAACCUAUGAUUAUCUGGAGCAAGCACGUGAGCAGCUGAGAAAGGAGCGUACCCUACAGACCUACGAUUGUGGCAUCCGAGGGAAUUUAAUCCAAAGACCAGUUGGGAGAGUAGUUGGUGGCAUCAAAUCAAAAGAGUACGAAUGGCCAUGGCAAGUCAAUAUAGACUUCCCACAUAAAGAAUUUUGUGGAGGUUCAAUCAUCUCACCGCGUUGGAUUCUGUCUGCUGCUCACUGUUUUAAUGGCUCAUUGGACAUGAUAGAUGACAUAGAUAUAUGGAUUGGCUCCAUCAAAAGGAAAAAAGGCUUGAAAUUAUCUGUGGAAGAGAUAAUCUUGCACGAACAAUUCAGUGUUCCAACAAACAUGAACAAUGACAUUGCCCUUUUGAAGACUAAGGAAACCAUCAUAUACAGUUCUCAUGUAAGACCUGUUUGUUUGCCAUGCACUAAGAGGAGUGCCCAGCUACUCGUCUCACCUACAGGCAGAUGGACUGAAGCUUGUCGUUAUGAAGAUGUUGUGUUGACAACUGACAAUGGAAGAACCACAAAGAUACCAGGUUACGUGACAGGCUGGGGAUACUAUAGGAGAAGGUCAACUUUAUCAAGUUAUGAUCUGCAGCAUGCCCAAGUGUACAUUCAGGAUCGAUUGACAUGUACUUCCCCGUAUCCGCUGACAGAAAACAUGUUCUGUGCAAAAGGGACAGAAGCAGAUAGUUGCAAAGGAGACUCAGGUGGACCGCUGGUCAUGGAGAUAAAUCAUCGGUGGAUCCAGGUCGGCAUCAUCAGUUUUGGAAAAACGGACAUCUGCGGACAGGACAUCAUGGGAUUUUAUAGUAAUGUGCCCAAAUAUAUGAGCUGGAUUAGAGAGAGAGUAACAGAACUGCAGUAUGAAUAAAGAGACAAGGACAUAACCUUAACAUAUUAGGUGCAAUAAAGUAUCAAAUCAGAAACCCCGUAAAUUGGACAAAGCAUCUUGACUAAUCAUCCUUAAGCAUGUUUUAAAUGUGCGGAUAAUUCCAUUUUUUUGGCAGCAAGAAGAGUUUCCUCAGUGUGAUAACAAUUCAGCUACUGAAGCUGAAAUUCCAAAGAGAAAAGAAAGAUGACAUAAUUACCAUAUGCAGACAAUUCCCUGAGAAAAGGCUUUAUUGUUCCCUUUUAUAAAUCUGCAUUGGUGUUGCUUUGAUGUUGAAACAAGCAUGUUACAAUUUUCUACCAAGUUUGGUCAUAUAGUAUGCCUGGAACAAAAAAUUUAACAUAUUGCAGUCAUAACUUCUCUUUUCCAUUCUAAAAGGACGCCCCUGUAUUCUGAGGCUGUGUCCUCUGGUCCUAAGAUUUCCAUCUUAGCCUUGCCAUUUUCAUUUUCAAAUUAUGUUUGUUUCUUAACUCAAUAUCCAUUGUGGGAAUCCAUUUCCUAUUCCAGAGAACAAUUGUAUGACAGUGUUCCCUCAAUUCCUUCUUCAUCUAUCUCUUAGGAAGACAAGUGCUUAUUGGUAAUCACAGACCCUUCGUUAUUUGAACAUUGAUAAUUCCACAUAUAACAAUUCCACUUUGAGACUGAAGGCAGAACUGUUGCUUCAAGGUUCCAAAGACUCAGAUUCAAUCCAGUUCUCUGCAGCUGUCUGUGUGGAGUUUAGAUGUUCUCCCUGUGACCACACAGUCUUACCCUAGCUACUCUUGUUACUUUCCAGAUCCCAAAGAUGUACUGGAUAUUAAUUGGCAACUGUACUCCCACUGUAAUAGGGAAAAAUCAGAGGUCUGUUAAUGAGCAUGUCUAAGAGAAUAGGUUACAGGGAAGUAGUGGAAUGAGAUUGAUAGGGUGGCUCUGAGAGCUGUCAUAGAGUGAGCUAAAGUCUUAGUAUUGUCAGAAACAUGACAAUUGAGAUAACAAAGAAAUUAUCAUUCCACUUGACUGACCAACAUCUCACUUCAUUUCAGCAGUUCAACUCCUCAUUACUUUAGUUACCACAAUGCAUCCCAUAAUUAUCAAUGAGGUUGUUCAGUCUGUAUUGGGCUUGAUUUCAACUCAGGUUUGUGGUCCUCUUUGAUUGUCUAACACAACACAAAUGGACAAACGGCUGCUGUAUUAAGCAGCACAAAUACACAAACACAUGCACGCACGCACAAAAUGCUGAAGGAGCUCUGCAAGCCAGGCAGCAUCAAUGGAAAAGAGUCCAGUCAACAAUUUGGGCCGAGACCCUGCAUCAGGACUGAAUUGUUGAGUGUGUGCCUUCAGGCUCCUGUACCUCCGUCCUGAUGAGAAGAGGUGAUGGGGGUCCUGAAUGAUGAAUGCCACCUUUUGGAAGCAGACUCCUUGAAGAUGUUCUGAAUACUACGGAGGCCAGUGCCCAUGAUGGAGCUGACUAAAUUUACAACUUAAUUGGGUUUUUUCGGGUUUCUUGCUUUGUGGCUGCCUGUAAGCAAACAAAUCUCAAGGUUGUAUAAUUUAUAUAUUCUUUGAUAAUAAAUGUAAUUUGAAACUUUUAAA
Molecule: messenger RNA, 3790 nt
Organism: Hypanus sabinus (Atlantic stingray)
Lineage: Eukaryota; Metazoa; Chordata; Chondrichthyes; Myliobatiformes; Dasyatidae
Product: complement factor B-like
Exons: 18
Coding region: 14-2200 (728 amino acids)
Biological process (GO): proteolysis; complement activation
Cellular component (GO): extracellular region; membrane
Molecular function (GO): G protein-coupled receptor activity; serine-type endopeptidase activity
Source: RefSeq, a predicted model, not a curated record